AUGUCACGCUUUAUGCCGGAAAGCUGGAGAGGAGCCUGCGCCGUUGCCUACCCACGUACCUACCAGAGCCGGUGGGAAUGCCAGGGCCGAAGACAUUGCCGGCGGAGGCUUUGGCCUGGCACUAUCUUUCGGAAGGUGGCUCCUCAGUCUGCCGUUCGGCAGGUUGUAGCUGCGCUGGCAUGGGCUCCCACCAAGGGCCGUCAGGGGCUGAUGACCCCCACAGAGUUGCAGGUUGGGGCAUACAGCCACGGCCAGCGCGUGGGCAUCUACAGCAGCACCAAGCAGUAUCCAUCCUUCUGCAGAUUGGUCAAUCGAUUCAUUCAUCACUUGUGUCCGGAACUGCAAUGGAGCACUUUCAGGAUUGCCAUGAAUGAGCGGAUGGAGCCACGGAAGCAGCCCAUGGACUCGCCGCCGGGGCGGUUUAUGGUGGCUCUCUCACACCAUGAUGGGGGAGCGCUGUGGCUGGAAGAUGGCCAAGGCAGCUCCUACGAGGACCUGCAGGGCCAUUUGCGGUGCGCCAGCGUGACCAAGCUCUCUUUGGAAGGCGUGCUUUUUCCGUCGUAUGCAAUGACGCACUGCUCCUGUGAGUGGAGCCUAUGUGACAGAGUUACGUUGGAAGCCUUUUGCAUAGGUACGGCGAUGGCGCAGAGGAGUCGUGCUCAGAUGGCAGGCCUUGUGCAGAUGCCGGUGCUAUGUUACUGUGCCACGGUGGGGUGUGGAAGGGCUAUACACUCCCCGGGGCACAGUCGAUGCUGCUCUGCUUGUGCACAUGGGCAGCACACCCGGCGCUGCGAACGAGUGGUUGCUGAGGCCUUGCGAAGGUCCCACAGUGUAUGCACAACGGAGGGCUGCGUGCUUCCUGUUGGACCGGGCCAUACGACGUGCUGCUCAGCCGUAGCAGCCAAGGACAGCUUCACCCGGUUAGGUGCCAUCGUCGAAUGCCUCGACAGCAGCUACCGCUACAGACCAUACAGGACCAGGCUUCAGUGCCGGCACAGCAUGGGCGCGGGCGGCAUCGAGCGAGUACUCAGCAGCCGAUGGUGCAACCAGCGGCAGCCUAUAUGGGGGCGAUAUCCACUGCUAAUGGAGGCCAAUCUUCUACAGGCACUGGCACUGCUCCUGGCAAUGGCCAGGGUCUUCCCAGCGGAUUGA
Molecule: messenger RNA, 1152 nt
Organism: Symbiodinium sp. CCMP2592
Lineage: Eukaryota; Dinophyceae; Suessiales; Symbiodiniaceae
Source: the annotation of a GenBank genome assembly